GCUCAGUAAGGCCAGCAUCAGUAGUGGCCACCCCAACAUGCUGUAGCCUCCUCCAAGGAAUAGAGAGAGUCCUUGGCCUCCUCCACUCUGGCCACCUUCGAUCACGUCACACCUCAAAGGUCUUCACAGGGGAGCAAACUUUUAAACGUCGGCCUCUAAAACAUCACCGACGACAAAGGAUGGCUUCCACAUCAUCUCUGCUGUGGGGUAGAGCCUCAUCUAAAUUUGCAUUACAAUAUGUGUGGAAUGUUAGUAGAAGAUUGCAAUCACCAGUCUUCUCAAACACCUUCCAGUGUCGCAGAAGAAUUACAACAACUCCGUUACAGGCAGCAAGGAAGGAACACAAUGAAGAAAAGACAAGUUUAACCAUCCAAGGAUACUUUGCAUCAAAAGAUCGCUCCAAAGAAACAUUUCUCACCGCCUGUGACGUCUUCAGAGACAAAGGCCCACAUCUACGAGGCCAUGUGGAGUUUAUUUAUGCUGCCCUGAAAAACAUGGAGGACUUUGGAGUUCAUAAAGACUUAGAGCUAUAUAAGAAGCUUUUGAAUUUGAUGCCAAAGGGAAAGAUGAUUCCCCAAAAUAUGUUCCAAGUGGAGUUCAUGCACUACCCCAAACAGCAGCAGUGUGCUAUUGACUGUCUUGAGCAAAUGGAAACUCAUGGUGUGAUGCCGGACACAGAGAUGGAGCAGAUUCUCUUGAAUGCUUUUGGUAAAUACAGUCACCCUAUACGCAAGUAUGGUCGAAUGAUGUACUGGAUGCCCAAGUUUAAGAAUGCGUCUCCGUGGCUUCUUCCUGACAUUGCUCCAAAUGAUGCCUUUGAAUUGGCAAAGUUGGCUGUUGCACGAAUGUGUACAGUUGACCCUGCUUCUACACUAUCUGUUUUUGAGACCAAGGAUGUGGAGGACGCCAUAGAGGACACCUGGAUUGUAAGUGGUCAGAGCCUAGUGCAGCAGGACCUGUUGAACAAGCAUUCACCUGAUGAGCCUAUCAAGGUGGAAGGUCCGUUUCGUAUAUUCCUGCGUGAUAAGUGUGUUGGCUACUUCAUUCUUCGAGCUGAAGCCAAACCCCGGCCCCCGCCACUCAAGAGACAAGAGAUUGAUGACGUUGGAGAUCUCAAGUUCUGGUUCACUGGUGAGAUGCAGCCAGAUGAGGAGGUGGCUGUGUCUCAUCCUAUUAGUGUCCACGAACAGGAAGAUGGCACCAUUCUGGCUAUUUGUGCUACAGGUACUUCUGGAAGGAUUCACUCUUGUCUUGGAUCCGGCUGUUGGAGAAUACAAACCCAAACCUGGCCAACAUACCUGUACUGUUUACACAAGCCAGUCCUAUUGGAGAUAUCAUGACCACCGACGAGCAUGAUGAACCUGCAUCAGUGGAAACGGUCUCUUGAAGGUACCUAACUGUCAAAAUGUAUAAAUUGGAUACAGCAGACAGUACUGAUUGUUGUAAAUAAUGUAUUUCUAGUUACAGUAAAAGACAACUCACUGA
Molecule: messenger RNA, 1485 nt
Organism: Homarus americanus (American lobster)
Lineage: Eukaryota; Metazoa; Arthropoda; Malacostraca; Decapoda; Nephropidae
Gene: ECSIT
Product: evolutionarily conserved signaling intermediate in Toll pathway, mitochondrial-like
Exons: 10
Coding region: 180-1340 (386 amino acids)
Cellular component (GO): mitochondrion
Source: RefSeq, a predicted model, not a curated record